UAGAGGUGAUGAAAUUACAGAUGCGGCCUUUGUCACUCGCCUUGAGAGAGAACAGCAAGCUUCAGUUAUUUUUUCUCCUCGUGAACAAUCCUGUUCUAUCCCGGUGCCGCUUUUCAGUGCGCUGUAGAACGGAGAGGUUCACAAGUUUGAGUUGUUCAUCGCAAGUUCUGGGUCUUAUUAUUUGGGCUGCUGGAUGUUUUGAACGCUCACUUGUUAUUACACAGACAAGCAAGCGGAUACAAGCGAGUACAAGAGAGUCCCCGCUCAACAAGGCCAGCGAACUUUAUCAAAAAAGCAAGGUCAAUGAUAAGCCGGGGUUUCCUCAAAGGGUUGAAAUACCAGAUGAACCUUGCAUUUUCUCUUUCCUCGCAGGAAACGGCUCGGGAUAAAAACGCCAAGUAUCCCACACGACGUGGGUUCAGCCGUCCACGAACUUCGUCAAGAUGAAAGCUCUCGUUCACAAGCUCUGCGGAGAACGAAAUAACAAGCUAGUAAAACCCGAUAGGACUCCACUGAAACAGCGCUUUGCUUACGGCGUUGGACAUGUAUUCAACGAUCUCUGCAUCCAAGCAUGGUUCAGCUAUUCUCUCAUUUAUUUUACCAAAGUAAUGGGUCUAUCCGCCGUCAACGCUGGAUACAUUUUCCUCGCGUCGCAGCUCGCCGAUGCUUUUUCCACGCCAUUUAUUGGUUACCUCUGCGAUAGACAGAUCACCAAAAUAGUAGGGGAACGUUACGGGAACAAAAAGAUUUGGCAUUUAUUUGGUUGCGUAGGAAUCGCCAUUGUAUGGCCAUUUCUGUUUAGUCCAUGUCUCAUGUGUGAUGAGAAUACAGAAGAAUGGCAGAAAACCACGUACUUUGGUAUUUUAACUCUGAUCUUUAAUAUAUGCUGGCCUAUGGUGGAAAUAAGCCAUUUAUCUCUUAUGCCGCAUGUUGCAAGAAGGACGAAAGAUGCCAUUGAGCUAAGCGCGAUCAGAUCCGCCAUGAAGCUAGGAUGUGGAGUCUAUGUCUACGUCGUAACAUGGAUUCUACUAAAAGACAACAAAGAGACCCAGAUUGAUGCGAGUGUUCAAAAGCCAUUCACGUACCAAACCAUCAUCGUGCUAAUAACUGGCGGGAUUUUCGCGUUAGUUUUCCACUGGGGCGUGGACGAAACGACUAGACACAGGGAAAUGCAAAAUGAGAAGGAAAGAAAACGCAGUGAAUCGAUAAGACAACAAGAGAAGGAAGCAUUGAAAAUUCGAGAUCCCGAGAAACAGGCUUUAGAAGAUGAGUACAAUCACAUAGAAGUCAUCGACCGUGACGCGAAAAAACACAUGUUCGUCGACGAGAAGAAAUCGAUUAAAGAGUGGUUUAAGAGUACUGAUUUCUACGUGAUGAUGGUUAUUUAUUUCACGACGCAAAACACGACAAAUCUGAUCCAGACGUACUUCCCCAUCUACUUAACCGAGACUAUGCACUUUCCUAAGGAAGCCAUUGCUUAUUUUCCAUUGCUCAUUCUCGUAUUUGGAAUUAUUGCAAGUGCUGCCGUGAAACCGCUGACCAAGAAAUUCUCCAACCGAGUGCUGUAUUGUGCGUCCGCUGUGGUUGUCAUAGCCUCUGAAGCCUGGAUGUUUUUUAACCCGCAAGAAAGCCGCGAUGCCAUAUAUGCGCCCACAAUUUUACUGGGCUGUGGUGUAUCCAUCAUGGUCGUGACGUCAUUGGCGAUGGUUUCCGAUCUGAUUGGCGACGACAAGGAAUCAAGUGGCGUGGUGUACGCAGUCAUGUCCUUUGUGGACAAGUUAUCUUUAGGACUUAUUGUAUUAGGACUACAGGAGAAUACACCGGAGAACCAUGGAGGAGUGUGUAUUCCCUGUAUGGACUAUACGCGUACAGCUUUUGCCGUAAUCCCUGGAAUUGAAGCUCUCAUCGGAUUUGUCGCCGUCGCAUUCUUUUUCCAAAGAUCACCGCUGAAGAACUUUAAUGAGAAGAGAAGGGAGAAGGAAGAGGAAAAGAGGAAAAAUAAGGUCAUAGAGAUGAAGGAAGACGACUGUGAAAAAUUGAAGUAUCUCAAAUCAAGUGACGUUUGAAGAUUUGCCGUCGUACAUUCGAGCAAAAUCAUAUGUUCUUGUUCUCAUUAGCAAGCGGGCACUCCACCUUGGAAAACAGAACACAGUCGAAAACCA
This is a messenger RNA of Nematostella vectensis (starlet sea anemone), 2162 nucleotides long. RefSeq names its product major facilitator superfamily domain-containing protein 12. NCBI's taxonomy places the organism in Eukaryota, Metazoa, Cnidaria, Anthozoa, Actiniaria, Edwardsiidae. The transcript is spliced from 11 exons. Gene Ontology annotation, biological process: carbohydrate transport. The record is from RefSeq and is a predicted model, not a curated record. Gene Ontology annotation, cellular component: membrane. Bases 444 to 2066 code for a protein of 540 amino acids. Gene Ontology annotation, molecular function: symporter activity.